Molecule: messenger RNA, 1752 nt
Organism: Cyphellophora europaea CBS 101466
Lineage: Eukaryota; Fungi; Ascomycota; Eurotiomycetes; Chaetothyriales; Cyphellophoraceae
Exons: 1
Coding region: 1-1752 (583 amino acids)
Biological process (GO): base-excision repair
Cellular component (GO): nucleus; mitochondrion
Molecular function (GO): DNA binding; phosphoric diester hydrolase activity; DNA-(apurinic or apyrimidinic site) endonuclease activity
Source: RefSeq, a predicted model, not a curated record
AUGGUACGAGCAGCGUUGAGAGCUGCCGCAGAUCCAGCAGAGACCUUGCCGGUUCGCACCUCGCCACGUUCAAAAUCAGGGUCCGGUCGACAGCAAGCUCCUGCCGAGAACAAAGAGAGCAGCAAAUAUCGGCAUCCUGUGCUCAAGGAGGAAUUUCAGUCACUGGCCAGAGCAGUCGAAGAGGUGUCCGGCGCAGAUGAUGAUCUGUCGGAUUCGCCAGAACACGAUUCAGAUCAAAGCAGCUCAUUAUCGGAACUCGGUGAGAGUGAAGGCGAGGAUCUUGUCGCUAAGCCACGCAAAAAGGCGAAGGUGGAACAGCUAUCGAAGACCAAGAAUCCUGCGCAAGCUCGGAAGAAGACUCCAGUUAAAACUCCAGCGGUCAAGAAGGGUCGAACGGCAGCACCAAAAUCUGCUCGCAAGGCGACGGCGACAGAAGAGCCGACUGCUCAAGCUCAAGACGCAUCUGCUGACGCAGCAGACGAAGAAGAGGACGCAGAUCAAGCACGUGGCACUAAACGCAAGCGCAAGACUAAAGCGGAGCGCGAAGCUGAAGCCAUGCCACUCGCCAUUCGCACCGCCAAUCUCAAGAUGUACGUAGGAGCACACACUUCAAUUGCUAAAGGUGUCGAAAACGCAAUCACCAACGCCAUUCACAUAGGUGGCAACAGCUUUGCCUGUUUUCUCAAGUCGCAACGGAAAUGGGACAAUCCUUCACUCCAAGACACUAACCGCGACGCGUUCAAGCAGCACCUCAUCACACACAAAUACGAUGGCCUCAAUCAUAUCGUCCCUCACGGAAGCUAUCUCGUCAACCUCGCCACCGAAAAUCCCGAACUGCAAAAGAAGUCCUACGAUGCUUUCAUUGACGACCUUCGUCGUUGUGAAGCCUUGGGCAUCCGGCAUUACAACUUCCAUCCAGGAGCUGCCGGCAAAGCGCCUAUGCCCGAAGCCAUUGGCCGACUCGCCGCCAAUCUGAAUCGUGCGCUGUCCGAGACAUCGACCGUCAUCCCUUUGCUUGAAAACAUGGCGGCACGAGGGUCUAUCAUUGGUGGCCGAUUUGCCGACCUGCAGGCAGUAAUUGCACUUAUCAAACCUGAGUACAAGUCGCGCAUUGGUGUCUGCAUUGAUACGUGCCAUGCUUUUGCAGCAGGCUACGACCUACGCAGUCCUGAGGCCUUCAGGGCAACCCUUGAGGAUUUUGAUCGCAACGUUGGCAUGCAAUACCUCAAGGCUCUGCACAUCAAUGAUUCCAAAGCUCCCUUCAGUAGCCAUCGAGACCUGCACCAGAACAUUGGCCUUGGUUUCUUAGGGUUGCGCGCGUUCCACAACGUCAUGAACGAACCACGCUUCGAGGGGUUGCCGCUAAUUCUAGAGACGCCGUGUGAGCGGCCUGAUCCCAGCGAUCCGAAGAGAAAGAAGACUAUAGAUGACAAGGGCGUCUGGGCGAAAGAGAUCAAGCUGUUAGAGAGCCUGAUCGGAAUGGAUGCGGACAGCGAGGAGUUCAAGAAUUUGGACCGAGAGUUGAGUGAACAGGGACGCGAGGAGAGAGCAAAACAGCAGCUGUUGUACGAUAAGAAGAUCCAGAAAGAGGAGAAAAAGCUGGCAACAGAGAGGAAAAAGGGGCAAAUGAGUGUCAGAGAUAUGUUUGGGAAGGGGAAAGGUUCGCAGAAGAGAGAGGUGAGCUCGCUGACUGCGGAGGGAGAUUCAGAAGACAGCGCAUUCAGUGAGCUGGAGGACGACGAGUUGACAUGA